ACUAUUCACAGAGGGAGAGAGAUACUCGUACACUUGUGUAUACAUAUACAGAGAAAGAGAAACAGUUGUUAGGGAAAGACAAAGUGGUGGGUCUGUUUCUGACAAUUAUCUUCAUUUCCCGCUUCUGCUCUCGUUUGAAUCUCUCUCUUCUUCUUCUUCUUCCACUAAAAAACAGAUAGAGAAAGAGAAAGAGAAAGAGAAAAAGUGUGAGACUUUCUUUCUUCAGAGAUAAGAGAGACAAAGAGAGUGUGGUUGUGAUUUGUCUUCACUGUUGAACAAUGGAUACUCCUCAGAAGAGUAUUACCCAGAUCGAAACUCCAGUUUCCAAAUCCAGAGUCGAGGAUUCUCCAGUGUUCAAUUACAUUAACAGUUUGUCCCCAAUAAGACCUGUCAAAUCCAUACCAAACCCUCACCAGUUUAGCGCUCUCAAUUUCACUUCCCCUCCCUCUGUUUUCACUUCACCACACCUAACUUCUUCUCACAAAGAAUCAAGAUUCUUCAAAACUCAUCACCCUUCUCCUGAUCCUACCAUUCCUGUUCAAGAAUCUCCAGACGAUUCCACGUCAAAUGAAGGAGCUGCAGCAGAAGCAGAAGUUACUCCAAACUUCAACAUAGAUGCUUCAACUGAAAUGGAGCAGCCACACAUCGCUAAGGAAACGAAUCUUGAUGAUCUUCCCCUUGCUGUUUCACCUUGCGGUAGAGAGACCACCGGUGAUCUUUCGCUUGUUCCAUACGCUUCUCCUCCUAGAGAAGAGAAUGGUGAGGAUGAUACAGGAAUGGAGAUGUAUGGCAAUGUUCAGGGAAAAAACGAAACUCCGGAUUGGGAUAGAUUGAUUGCAGAUUCUUCUGAGUUCCUAAUCUUCAGCUCACCUAAUGAUUCGGAGGCUUUUAGAUGCCUUAUGAUGCAGAGAGCAUCACCCUCCCAAGCACCUUCAGUGAUGAUGCCAACAAUGCAGCCUGGUUCAAUAAAUGAACCAGAGUCUUCAAUCGCAAGUCCUUAUGGGGCUGUUUCAGUCUUGCACCGUGGUAUAAGAAGACGUUGUCUGGACUUUGAGAUGCCGGGGAAUAAGCAAACGUCGAGUGAGAAUAACACUUCGGCUUGUGGAUCCUCGUCCAGAUGUGUUGUACCGAGUAUUGGUCUUCAUCUAAAUGCCCUUUUAAUGUCUACAAAGGACUGUAAAACCAAUAAUACCACUCAUGAUUACUCGUGUUCUGAGAAGUAUCAAGUGGGUCUACAAGGCUCAAGCUCUACACUGCAAGAAACAUUGGACCAAACAGAAACUGAAACCCGGGACCUGGAAGAUGUUCCCGUUGAACCAACCUUGGAAGAGUUGCAUUUGAGCAGCCCUAAGAAGAAGAGGGUUAAGCUGGAAGCUGGAGAAGGAGAGUCAUGUAAGAGAUGUAACUGCAAAAAGUCCAAGUGCUUGAAACUUUACUGUGAAUGCUUUGCUGCUGGAGUCUAUUGCAUAGAGCCAUGCUCAUGUAUAGACUGCUUCAACAAGCCUAUUCAUGAAGAUACCGUCUUGGCUACUCGCAAACAGAUUGAGUCUCGGAACCCACUUGCAUUUGCUCCUAAAGUCAUUAAGAGCUCCGAUUUGGUUCUAGAAACCGGGGAUGAUGCAAGCAAAACUCCAGCUUCUGCACGUCACAAACGUGGCUGCAACUGCAAGAAAUCAAACUGUCUAAAGAAAUACUGUGAAUGCUUCCAGGGUGGUGUGGGCUGUUCCAUAAACUGUAGAUGUGAAGGAUGCAAGAAUGCAUUUGGACGCAAAGAUGGAUCUGCCAUUGUUGACAUGGAAGCUGAACAAGAGGAGGAAAAUGAAACAUCUGGGAAAAACAGAAGAGCCAAAACCCAAGAGAACAGUGAGGUUUAUUUGAUGAGAAAAGAGGAGAGUUCUGCUUUACCUGCCACACCAAUGUCGGUUUACAGACAACAACUGGUUCAGCUAAAGAACAUGAUGCCUCCUCCACAGUCUGUACUUGGAGUUGGAUCUUCAAGCUCAGGGAUGUUUAACAGUCAAUAUACAAGAAAACUGGAAAUGAAGUCAUUGGAGACAGUGGCAGAGGAUGGAGCUGAAGAAAUGCCUGAGAUUCUUAGCCACUCCUCUAUAGAUAACGUCAAUGCUGUCUCUCCCAAUGGUAAGAGGGUCUCUCCUCCUCAUCUGGACUCUUCAAGCUCAGGGAGAAGAAGUGGUGGGAGGAAACUGAUACUGCAAUCCAUUCCAACGUUUCCCUCUCUCACUCCUCAACACUAAAAGCAUUUUGUGUGUUGUAAGGCUGCACCGUGUAGCUUUGAAAAUUCUUUGAAUCUUUUUUCAAGGUGAGAGAUGAUAGAAGAAGUCAACUUCUAGUUGGUUGUAAGUUAGCAUACAUUGGCAUGUGUAAUAAAGAUGUGAACCCAUCAUGCUCUACAUCACAAAACCAAACAUUUCUUGUAA
Messenger RNA from Brassica oleracea var. oleracea, 2438 nucleotides. Its product is annotated as protein tesmin/TSO1-like CXC 2. NCBI's taxonomy places the organism in Eukaryota, Viridiplantae, Streptophyta, Magnoliopsida, Brassicales, Brassicaceae. The record is from RefSeq and is a predicted model, not a curated record. The transcript has 9 exons. Bases 279 to 2255 code for a protein of 658 amino acids. Gene Ontology annotation, molecular function: DNA-binding transcription factor activity.